ACAAUGAAUACUUCAAAAAUGCAACUUAUGUAGAUGUUGUUGUCUAUCUGAUGCUGGUUAAUCAUAUGAUUCAUGGGCUAUAUCCUGAGGCUACACCAUUGGUGAAGAUAUUCGUAUGGAAACUCAUUUGGGAUUAAGGACUCCAUUCCUGCUUGGAUCAUGUUCUUUGUUCAAUCAACAGAUGGAAUCCCAUACAAUGGAAGAAACUAUGAUCCGCCAAAAGAGGAGCCAAGAAUUAACACAUACGCCAACUUUAGAGAUGAUGUGCUUCCCACUCAUUAAAAGACUUGGAUAUAAUGCUGUUCAAAUCAUGGCUGUUCAAGAGCACUCAUAUUAUGUUAGAUUUGGGUAUCAUGUGACAAACUUCUUUGCACCAAGCAGCCAUUUUGGAACCUCUGAUGAUCUUAAGUCACUGAUAGAUAGGGCUCAUAAGAUGGGUCUACUUGUUCUUAUGGAUAUUGUGCACAGCCAUGCAUCUAAUAAUAUGUUAGAUGGAUUGAACAUGUUUGAUGGAACCGAUGCUCAUUACUUCCACUCAAGGUCAAAGGGUCACCGCUGGAUGUGGGAUUCUCGCCUUUUUAAUUAUGGAAGCUGGGAAGUACACAGGUUUCUUCUUUCAAAUGCAAGAUGGUGGCUGGAAGAAUACAAGUUUGAUAGGUUCAGAUUUGAUGUUGUGACUUCAAUGAUGUACACCCAUCAUGGGUUGCAGACCAAGAGUUAUGGAAACAUAGCAACUAAAGAUGCCAACCAAAAACACUUGAAGGGAACAAACAAGCAUCUCUAGAAAUCUUAAAAUAUCCUUGCUUUUCACAUAUUUCAUCUUUUGUGCAAAUAAUUCACCUAAAGAGCUACUAGCACAAUAAAAGGUAAUUUAUGUUUUACCCGUUAGAAAUAUUAGCAUGGUAAGGAACAUUUAAUUGAUAAAAUGUUUAUAUUGGAGUGAUUUAGUUGCAGAUUUUCAUAUAUUAUUUGCAAAAAUAACAUUCUUUAAGUUUUAUUAAUAUUGAAGAGGAAAAGAAACAAUAGUUGAAGGUAGACUUCCACCAUCUUAAAAUGUCAUCUGUCAUAAUAAUCAAUUCUCCACUGCUUUUCUUUUUUACUUUGACCCAUGUGCUCUAAGAAGUAUGCCUUAAGAAACUGUAGUAUUUGGAAUACCAGCUGUUCACAAGUCAAUGCUUAUAUCUUCUCUAAAUGCACAUGCUGAAAGAAGUUAAAAGUUAUUUAAGUUUGGUUUGUCAAAACACUUAGCUUAAUGUUAAAUCUGAAUGUAAACAUGGAUCUUUUUAUAUGUAUGUGGGCAUGAAUAUUCUUCUUAAUGGACCAAAGAUUAGGUGUAUAGUCUGAUGCAGUUGAUGUUCUUUAAAACUCCAAAUAGAAAAGUUAAGAAGAUAAACGUUGUCAAAGUUUUUAUAAUUAAGUGCAAAAGCCACCUUGCUUAUGUAACAAUUAAUUGUAUGAGCUAAUUCAUUUAUUUAAUGCCAUGAAGUCUCAAGUAUAAAAGGGAAGGUGACUGUGUUCUAAGUGCUUAGAAAGCUGUGUUGGUUUACAUUGGUAGUGAUCUAUUGUCUAUUUCUAUAUUUAAAUAACAUUUAGUGUUUAAUUCUACAAAUAUUAAUUGUUUUUUAACAUAAUGAGUUUGGUGUCUGGGAGAUCUUUUGGCCUAAUAAUGCUGACGGUUCACCACCAAUUUCCCAUGGUUCUCAAGUGAAGGUAAAUUACCUGUAGAUGAACAUAAGUUUGGCGCUUGAAACUUAUUGUGCUUACAUUCAAAUGCUACUUGUUUAUUAUUUCCUUUUUCCACUUUUUAAGUCAGGGUAAAAAGAAGCUAUAAAAACUUGCAACUCUUUCCUUGUAGAUCAACAAGGUAUUUAGCCUUUUGAUCGUGAUCUGUGGACCAUGAAACUUUUAAGUAUAAGGGUUUUUUUAACACUAAUCCUAUUGCAUGUGUAUAUGGUUUGACUAAAUCAUUGGUUGUACUACAACCUUCAAAAUAAUUAAUUACUAGAAUUCAUGACAUAAAGGCAUUGAAGUAUUUAGUGGGGUGGUCUCCAAGUCAAGCAAAAUUAUUCAAGGUAGCUAAGUUCAAAUCCAACUAACUCCCGUCCUAAAAGGAAGGGAGAAAGAAAGAAAAGAUGAAGAUGAAAAGAAAAAACCAUUUUUCUGGUGGAUUGUUAUGAUCAUGUCAAUUAUCAUUUAUCCAAACCUCUUUUUCCAUGUGUACAUUUUAAGUUUUUGACCAUAUAA
Durio zibethinus is the source of this 2244-nucleotide messenger RNA. The record is from RefSeq and is a predicted model, not a curated record. NCBI's taxonomy places the organism in Eukaryota, Viridiplantae, Streptophyta, Magnoliopsida, Malvales, Malvaceae.